GCUGAGCCAGCACCACCCCCGCGGUCUAGUGAUCAAGUCUCCCCGGCGUUCGAGCAUGAGGAUUACCUGCAAGACCAACCCCGUUGGAACAUCUACAUGACGUCCAGUCAUACCCCAAACAUGGCAGCUGCUUCUUUCCACCAGAGACGCUCGACAAAUUCUCAACAAUCCAACUCCGUCCCCUCUACGCCGCAUCAACAUCCACGAGAUCUUCGCUUCCAUUCCCGAUCGCCUUCACCCAGCAAGACGAUAGGCCACAGCUCCCCUCAUUCGUCGGCCUCUGGGGCCGUCGGUACUCCCGCUGUACCAAAGCCAGCGCAAGGAAUCUGUAAAUUCGAGAGCGGCGCCGAGUACAGAACGCGACGAAUUCCCUACCUCGACGGUGGCAAUGAGCCGUUACCACCGCCAACUGAAGAGCCCAAGGCGGCUCUUGAAGCAGAACAGGAUGUUAAGCUGAGUGGCGACAUGAGGGAACUCUACGACCGGUUAUUGCCAACAGAUGAGAGCGAAGAAAGAAGGCGGAAACUCGUUCAGAAAUUAGAGGACAUCUUGAACGGAGAGUGGCCAGGCAAUGAGAUCAGAGUCAAUGUCUUUGGUUCAUCCGGCAAUCUGCUCAGCUCGAACGACUCUGAUGUUGAUGUUUGUGUAACCACACCCCUGAAAGCGCUCGAGUCCAUGCACACCUUGGCUGCAGUUCUAGACAGACACGGCAUGGAUAAGGUCAUUUGCCGAGCGUCUGCGAAAGUCCCAAUCGUCAAGAUUUGGGAUCCCGAAUUGCAACUGGCGUGCGAUUUGAAUGUCAACAACCCAUUGGCUCUCGAGAAUACGCGCAUGAUAAAAACAUACGUUCAGAUUGAUGAAAGGGUGCGGCCGCUUGCGAAGGUCAUCAAGUACUGGACGAAAAGAAGGAUACUGAACGAUGCUGCCUUUGGAGGCACUAUCAGUUCCUACACAUGGAUAUGCAUGAUUCUUAACUUCUUACAGACCCGCGAUCCUCCGAUUCUGCCGUCUCUCCAGAAGAUACCCAGCUCUCGCUCCACCCAGGCCAACGGCCAGAUUUCAUCAUUCGCCGACAAUCUAGAAGAGCUACGCGGGUUUGGUAAAGACAACCACGAAAGCCUCGGACAACUUAUUUUCUACUUCUUCCGGCACUACGGUUAUGUUUUCGACUACCAAGAAAAUGUCGUCUCGGUCAAGGAAGGAAGACCGAUCUCGCGUAAAGAGAAGGGUUGGGACACAAAGAAUUACACAGAGAAGGAGUCUCGUAGUAGCCUGUGUGUGGAAGAACCAUUCAACACCCAACGAAACCUUGGAAACUCUGCCGACGAUUAUGCUUUCAGCGGCAUACACAAGGAGAUCCGAAGAGCGUUCGAGCUGCUCAAGGACGGCUCAGGUCUCGAAGAGUGCUGUGCUCAGUUUGAGUGGCCAAUCGAGGAGAAGCCGAUAUUCCAACGACCGCCGCCCAAGCCUAAACCUAUCCUAACAAGAAGCGCUUCCCAAUCUGGACGUCCCAACAAUGGAAACAGUCAAGGGCGAGGGAAUGGGAAUGGCACGAGGAACAACCGCAAUUCGUCUAAUCAACGGAAUAACGGCCGUAGAUCCUCCAGUGGGACAGCAUACAACCCUAGGAUGCCGUAUGCCAUGAGCCCGCCGGUCGGGAUUAACCCUGCAGACUACUUUUCGUCUACGGCCAUGUCGACUGAUCAGUUGCACAAUCAACUCUACAAGCAGUACCGAUUCCUGCAAGCUCAACAAGAGGCCUUGAGGAAUCAGCUCUUGCAACAACAGCAGACCCAGGUUCAGCUACAGCAAGUUCAGGCACAGGCACAAGCUCGCGGUGUCGAUCUUGGUACUUCUCCCCGUGCGCGGCAAUUCACCAAUAACGUUCAAAGCCCGCAUAGUCCGCGAACGUUCGAGAACUCGCCUACAGCGGCUCCGCCUCUUUUGCCUGGAUAUCUCUACCAUUAUCCUGCCAGAUACCCUCCGCCGUCACCUUUGUCUCAGUCAAGGAAUACUGAAGAUGCCCUUGUCGGUCCCUCUUCACCUUCGCUGCAGAACGCAGCUCCUGCUCUGAGAAGAGGGGUACACCGUGGUUCUAUCACCGAAGGCACAGCCAACGCCUCAGUGCGUUCCCAGUCGCAGCCCGGGCGUUCUUUCCCAAAUCCUUUGACUCUUCAGGGCCUUGCGCACCCAGGCUACGACGUGUCUGGAGCUAUUGCCACACCUUACAUGAUGCCACGCUCCGUGCAGCAAUUUGCUCAGAUACAGCCAAAUGGCUCAAUCAGACAAACCAAUGGCUCGUUCUCUGGCGAAACCGCCAUGCCCAAGGAAUAUGUCGGAUACUAUGUUGGCCAAUCUCCUCAGCUUAUCCCUCAGUAUCAGAGCGGUAAUCUGGUACAGGUUCCACAGCUAAGGGAUAUCGCUCCGCAGCCUGAUAGACGCAUAUCUCCCGAGCUCACCCUUCCUAUUUCUGAUGGUUUGCGUCAUCAAUCUCGUUCGCCUUCGCCUUUUGCUGGUGGCCGUCGUCACUCGAGCUCGGCAUCCGCUCAUCCCAUCGCUGGUAAUCAGCCUUUUGUUCAACAGCCUCUUAGUUCUAUGCCAGUCCAGCCCAAGUUCAACGAGAACCAAGGGCCCGUCAUUGUCAACGGAUCUAAUAUGGCCAGCACGAAACAACGACAGCCUUCUGUGACAGCAGCUUCAGCUCCACUGGUCCAGAAGAGUAAUGGCACCUCUCCUGAUCUGAUCCCAACGGAGCAAAUCCAGCAGAUGUCAUUGGACGCAUCCAUGUUUCAUACGAAUGGCCAGCAGCACGACAUGGGUGAAGCAGCUCCAAGGCAUCUUGUGGGUCGCUCGAAUGGUCAUGUGGCCGAGCCCUCGUUGCCAGCGCAUGUAGCUCAGAACGUACCGACGCCAGUUUGGAGGCAGAAUGCUCCUGAUCCUCAGGGACUUUCCAACCAUAUGUCAUCCGCUUCGCAAGCUCAAGACACAAACCACACCUCUGUUUCGAGCCUUAGCCAGUCUAUGCAAGCAGCCUCGCUCCAUCCUUCGAUGGGAUCUCUUCUUUCGCCUGUCGCCGAAAUUCGCACUCCAUCGCCCACGGCAGGCCGAGCAGCUGAACCCUCCAAGAUUGCACCCCACCACAAGCUUGCACAAAGUGUGCAGAUUGCUAACGGCAAGAAUAUAGAGGCUGCCACAAAGACUCACAAUGGUAAUUCUGGUCGUCACGAUGGAGGCAAGCAUCAAGCUCCUACGAGCAAUUCGGCCAGCACUUGGCAGCAGGCUCCGGCAAGAAAGACACACAAGAAGAACAAAUCCAACACAGGAUCCAAGGGCUCGCACGUGCCCAAGACUAGUGGCGGAGAACCUCUGCCUGCCAACGAAGCCGACAGAAAGGGAGGAUGAAUGAACGAGCCAUUCGCAGUCGAUCCGAUUGAAUACUUGGUCCAAAAUUCUGCUUGCUAUUCGGAAUGCUGAUGUUUCGCCCGGGG
Aureobasidium pullulans EXF-150 is the source of this 3488-nucleotide messenger RNA. RefSeq lists its product as uncharacterized. Bases 97 to 3402 code for a protein of 1101 amino acids. NCBI's taxonomy places the organism in Eukaryota, Fungi, Ascomycota, Dothideomycetes, Dothideales, Saccotheciaceae. Gene Ontology annotation, biological process: RNA 3'-end processing. Gene Ontology annotation, molecular function: nucleotidyltransferase activity. The transcript has 4 exons. The record is from RefSeq and is a predicted model, not a curated record.